Ictalurus furcatus (blue catfish) is the source of this 1893-nucleotide messenger RNA. It is a transcript of the gene mep1ba, whose product is annotated as meprin A subunit beta a. The record is from RefSeq and is a predicted model, not a curated record. The transcript has 14 exons. Lineage: Eukaryota; Metazoa; Chordata; Actinopteri; Siluriformes; Ictaluridae. Gene Ontology annotation, molecular function: zinc ion binding; metalloendopeptidase activity; protein binding. Gene Ontology annotation, cellular component: membrane. Gene Ontology annotation, biological process: proteolysis. Bases 1 to 1893 code for a protein of 630 amino acids.
AUGGUCUCUUACUGGACAUUUCUGGUUGUUUGUCUGUUAUGUACUGAGAGACUUUAUUCGUCAGCUUCGACUCUCUCAGGUUUAACAGAGGUGGACAUCGAUGAUGGAAAAGACUGGGAUAUCAUUGACAUAAAUGAAGAAGCAGGACUAGAUCUGGAAGAGGGAGACAUAGUGAUUACAAAGGGAGAUGGCAAGAACAGUAUUUUGGGUGCACAGUAUCGCUGGCCAACCACUGUGCCUUACUACCUGGAGGACAGCUUGGAGAUCAAUGCUAAAGGAGUGAUACUAAAAGCAUUCGAGCAAUACCGACUCAAGACCUGCAUUGACUUCAAACCCUGGAGUGGCGAGCCAAACUACAUUUCUGUAUUCAAAGGUUCUGGAUGUUUUUCAUCUGUGGGGAACCGUCGUGUAGGUAAGCAGAGAUUAUCAAUCGGAAGCAACUGUGAUCGUCUCGCAACUGUGGAGCAUGAGUUCCUGCAUGCGCUCGGUUUCUGGCACGAGCAAUCCAGAGCUGACCGAGAUGAUUAUGUCAGCAUCAUGUGGGAUCAGAUUGAAGCUGGCAAAGAGCACAACUUCAACACCUACGAUGACACAGUCUCCAGCGCUCUAGGCUUUCCUUAUGACUACACCUCUGUUAUGCACUACAGUAAGACUUCCUUUAAUAAGGACACCAAACCGACCAUCGUCACUAAGAUUCCAGAGUUCACUGAUGUGAUUGGUCAGCGCAUGGAGUUCAGUUCCAGUGAUGUACGCAAGCUUAACAGGCUGUAUAACUGCACCACAUCCUCUACCUUCAUGGACUCCUGUAGCUUUGAGCAGCCCAAUAUCUGUGGUAUGAUCCAGGGAAUGGACCCAAAGGCAAAGUGGGUGCGUGUGAAGAGUCUGGACGGAGGUCCAAACACCGACUACACUAACAUGGGCCAGUGUAAUGGUAUAGGUUUCUUCAUGCAUUUCAGCACAGCCACAGGGAGCUCUGGAGAUAAUGCUUACUUGGAAAGUCGGCUCUUUUAUCCUAAUAGAGGACGUCAAUGCCUGCAAUUCUACAUGUACAACAGUGGGGGUGCAGAUGACCGGCUAAACAUUUGGGUUCAUGAAUACAACAAUGAAAACCCUAAUGGGGUGCUGAGACUCAUUCAGACAUUCAGCGGUGGCCAGGGAAAUUCCUGGGAACUUCAUCAUGUGACUCUAGAUGCGUCUCAGAAGUUUCGGGUAGUGUUUGAAGGGGUGAAGGGCAUGGGAGUGUCCAAAGGAGGUCUCUCUCUGGAUGACAUCAACCUGUCAGAGACACAAUGCCCUCACCAUAAAUGGCACAUCCAGGACUUCACCAGCCUCCUCGCCACAACGCCUGUUGGAUCCAAGAUCUACAGCCCCACCUUCUUGUCUCCUGAUGGCUACUCUUUCCAGAUUAGUUUGUAUAUUAAUGGGUUAUCGAGCAGUCCUGGCAAUAUGGCCAUGUACUUGCAUUUGAAUUCUGGUCCCAAUGACAGCCAGUUGAAAUGGCCAUGCCCAUGGAGACAAGCUACCAUAGCUCUGAUGGACCAGCACCCAAAUAUUCAGCAACGUAUGGAUAACCAAAGAAUGAUCACAACUGAUCCUAGCAAGACCUCCACUGACUCUCUGGGCAAUGUGAAAUAUUUCUGGGAUGACCCACGGAAGGUGGGCAGUCUGAUAAAGAAUCCAGAUGGUACCUCAUACUAUAGAGGACCAGGUUUGGGCACCAGCUCUUUCAUCACGCACAGCCGUUUACGGAGUCGGGAUUUCAUCAAAGGAAAUGAUGUCAUCUUCCUCCUUAGUCUAGAAGAUUUAACUGGACUUUUGGAGACUCAGCCCGUGCCUCAGCCUGCUGCCCAUGGUGAGUGUUUUUUGCUUUUGUGGGCGUGCUUACAUUGUUGA